UCUAAACAAAUCCGUCGGCGCUGCACAAUCGCCAUCGCAAUGACACUUGCUGACACUUGCUUGGUCUGAUUGCCACUGCCUCCGGCUCCACCACCACACCAGUCACGAGGAAGGACAAAGCUGGCCGGCGGCAACAGCCUGCGGUGCAGACGGCAGAGCAAUGGAGACGGCGAUGGCCGCGACGUGCAGCGCCCUCUCCAGCCUGGGCGACAUCAUGCUGGUGGUCAGGGAGGAGGAAGAAGAAACACGCGAGGGCGGCGCCGUCGAGCUCCUCGCGGCGGAGCUGACGGCCGUGCACGCCGCGCUCCGGGACGACUACCUCGCCGACGUGCCCCCAGCGCGGUUCGACGAGCAGGCCAAGGCCUGGUCCGGCCACGCCAGGGAGCUCGCGUGCGACGCGGCGCUCUUGGCUCGUCGCGCGGACGGCUCCCCUGACGCGGCGUCGGCGGCGACGGUCAAGGCGCUUCUCGAGAGGGCCGCCGACCUGUCCAGGAGGAGGCCUCGCCCAACCGCGGCCGUCGACCCUCGCCGGCCGGCCGCUGCCGUCGACGCUGGCCCGCCGGCGACGGAGAUCGUCGGCUUGGACGCCGCCAAGGACGACCUGAUCAAGAAGCUCUGCGACGACGUCGACGGCGACGAGCAAUCGGAGCAGCGGCUGAAGACCGUGUCCAUCGUCGGAGCCGCAGGUCUGGGCAAGACGACGCUCGCCAAGAUGGUGUACGACACGCUCCGGCCGCGGUUCGACUGCGGAGCCUUCGUGUCGGUGUCCGCCAUCAAUCCCGACAUGGCCAUGGUUUUCAUGAGGAUGCUCCGCCAGCUUGACGACGACGACAAGCACGAGAGCGUCGGCGGCGAGGAACCGAGCGUCAGCGGCGAGGCGCAGCUCGUCGAUCAACUGAGCAAGUUCCUACGAGACAGGAGGUAUCUCAUUGUUAUUGAUGAUUUAUGGGAUAAGCCAUCUUGGGAAAUGAUCAAGCAUGCUCUGGUUGAGAAUUAUUGUGGAAGUAGAAUAAUCACAACAACCCGAAAUUUCAGUGUUGCUGAUCAAGCUGGAAUGCCAUAUGAACUAAAGCCACUUUCUGCAGAAAACUCGAAGAUAUUGUUCCUUCAAAGAAUAUUUGGCCAUGACAACAAAAUCUGUCUCGACGAUGAGUUUGCUGAAGUAGCUGAUAAAAUUUUAAAGAAAUGUGACGGUGUUCCUAUUGCUAUUCUUGCACUAGCCAGUUUAUUGGCUGGUAAAAUAGGAGACAAGAAGGAAUGGUAUAAGGUCCACAACUCUAUCGGUUCAACACUAGAGAAUGGUGCUGACGUGAAGAAUAUGAGAAUGACAAUUUCCGUUGGAUAUUACCGUUUACCUGCAAAUCUAAGGGCUUGCUUAUUGUAUCUAAGCAUAUUCCCGGAAGAUUAUGAGGUCAGGUGAGACCGACUUAUAUGGAGGUGGAUAGCU
This is a messenger RNA of Oryza sativa Japonica Group (Japanese rice), 1447 nucleotides long. RefSeq names its product disease resistance protein RGA5. NCBI's taxonomy places the organism in Eukaryota, Viridiplantae, Streptophyta, Magnoliopsida, Poales, Poaceae. Gene Ontology annotation, biological process: defense response to other organism. The record is from RefSeq and is a predicted model, not a curated record. Gene Ontology annotation, molecular function: ADP binding.